AUGGUCCGAUCUGAUGUUCACCUUCUUGAUCUACCUAAUGAAAUCUUGCUUAUCAUUUUCAGAAAACUCAAUAAUGUUGAUGUGCUUUAUUCACUUUCGGAUAUUAAUAAUGAAAGACUUGCCAUUUUAGCACAAGACAAGAUUUUUACAAAUAUUCUCAAUUUUCUAUCGGCAUUGACUGAUGAUAUUUAUUUGAUUCCUGCCUCAAUACUUGAUCGUUUCUGCUCCGAUAUAUUGCCAAGAGUUCAUCACAAUGUGAAAUGUCUCAUUCUUGACUCAACAUCUAUGGAAAAAAUUCUUCUCGUUGCUGAUUAUCCUUAUCUCAACCAACUGAAACUCUUCAAUUUUAACCAAGACAUCUGUUCAAGUUAUUUUACAGAUGAAUCGUCCUUUCAACAUAUUUCCCGACAACAAAUUACUGACCUUAGUCUUAUAUGUAAUGAAGAUAUUAGCAAUAUAUCAGUGAAGACUUACGCUAAAAAUGUGUAUAUACAUCUUUUCACUUUCUUCAAAAAUUUAACCCAUUUGAGUAUUGUUGGAUUAUCGAGGGACCAAUGUCAACCUUUGUCACUUUCAGACUUGCCAUCAACUACUUUUUCUUCUUCAACUCUUACAAAAUUAUGCAUCAGUCUGAAUACAUUACAAGAUUGUCUUUCUUUACUUGAUGGUCGUCUCAAACAGUUGUCAACAUUCAUUGUUAGUGUUCAUGGUAGAGAGAAUCAUCCAACGUUUGGUCACAAUAUGGAUGAUCUACCUAAUCUGAAGUGUUUCUCAUUAACGUAUAAUUUUAUUAAAGUUUAUGAUGCACAAGUUAUACCUCUUCUUCGUCGUAUGUCACAUCUUAAAGAAUUAACUCUAUAUCUUUCCAUUGAAAAUCGAGCUGUAUUCGUGGAUGGCACACAUCUUUAUAAUAAAAUUCUUAUUCAUAUGCCACAGCUUCGUACAUUUACCUUUUAUAUUCGUACUGAGAUUGAUGUUGAUAAUUCAGUUCAUUGGUUAUCUAGUAACGAUAUUCAACAAACUUUUAAUAAAUUACAAUGGCAACAAGUGGCUUGUAUCGUAAACUACAGCUGCGGCACAGGCAUAUGCCAUGUCUUUUCGCUUCCGUUUUCAUUUGAUCGUCUCGACUAUAUUGGCAAUACGUUUCCACAUAUUACUUUCAAUCGUGUUACUUUUUUGAAGGUGUUAGACUCAGUUCAUUUGAAACAUGAAUUCUUCAUUCGGAUCGCACGAGCAUUCCCAAUGCUUAAGGAAUUUAUGGUUUUGAAUUGUAGAUCACCGCUUUGGUUCUUGGAUAAUAAAACAAUACAACUUCCAUAUAAUCAAUCACACUCAAUAGUUGAAUUUCCGCAUCUUACAUCACUUAACGUCAGGCGUGCAGAUGUGUAUUAUGUUGAACAAUUUCUUCAUGCUGCAAAGACAUAUUUACCGCGUCUAACCAAAUUAGAGGUAGAUUAUACUAGUUUGGUAACUGUGACAGACAACUUCACAAGAGAUGCAACGCGAGCCAAUUGUGCUAAAGUGAAAUGGCUAAUUCUCGAGGACAUACUCGUGCAUUCAAGCGAUGUUCAUCUUUACUUUCCUUCGUUGUAA
Molecule: messenger RNA, 1593 nt
Organism: Rotaria socialis
Lineage: Eukaryota; Metazoa; Rotifera; Eurotatoria; Philodinida; Philodinidae
Source: the annotation of a GenBank genome assembly